AUGCGUCUUGGCAGCGCGCUGGCGUCUAUCAGCGCCCUGAUGUUUCUACUGCAGCUGGAAUACACACCGACAUGUCAGUGGGAGCUGUGUGAUUGUGUCAAGGUCUCUGCAGAAAAAGUUGUUUCUGUGUCCUACAGCACAACGUCAACAAGCUGCAAUGUCAGCUACUCGGUGCCAAAUCCAGUGCCACAGUUCGCUCUGUCUGUGAAUCGCUCGGUGAAAUCCAUCACUGUGACUGUGGAGCAGGGAGAGAAAGUGCACACCAGAUGGUGUUACCUGAGAAGCGAGUGCAUUGUCGAGUCACCUUCACCACGAAUCACUAUUGAUCCAUCUCAGUCUCGCUCAGCUGUUCUUCACAUCCCAUACCUGCUGCCCUGCGUGUGCGUUCAGGUAUAUUACACACACACAGACGCCCGACGAGAGAAGCAGUGUCCUUUUCAAAAGGAGACUCUCACAGAUGUGGAAGACGUGUGGCGCUCAUCUGAGGUCAUCAUGUACGAGUCAGUUUUGAAGUGGAGCUCUGAGUGUCCUGUCAGCAGCAUGAAUAUCUCCGCCCUCCUCUGCUGGAAGCAAGACGAGCACCUCUGCAUCCCCGUGCUCAACUCCACUCUGGACAGACACGAGAACGGACCAACCCUGAUAUAUAACACAUCCACUGUGGACAAACACCCUAAGAUGUGUGUGCAGUUUUCUCUACAAGGCAGCUAUAAUAUAUCUUGUCCUUUCCAGGCUGAUAUGUCUUCAUGGGAGGUGAACAUUGGAUCAGGCAGGCAGAGUGUGUCUGUAAAACUCACCUCUUUGGCUCCAGCAAAGUUCUCCAUUCAAUUUUGCAUCAUUAACCAGAUGAGAUGUUCACCCAUUGGCCCGGUGCACACACUAAGAAUGGAGAGGGAAACCACAGAGACCAAGUUAAAAGUGCCUGCUCACAUUCUUGUGCAGGCGCCCUGUGUCCAGGUGUGGCAGUCACAUCCUGCUCUGAACGGAAAAAGAAUUCUGUGCCCAGACUAUGCGCGCAACAGAUUUGGCCUGUAUGUGAUGGCAGCUCUGAUACUUGUGAUUAUUUUUGCUUUGUUUGGUUUUUUCAUCCACUGUCUCACCAGAAGUGGAGCUGCAGGCUGGCUUUGGAUCCAGAAGGAAGUGCUGCUAGUGUGCUCAUCAGAGCAGUCAGCCCACGUCUCUGCUGUGUGUGCAUUAGCCUCUGUGCUCCAGGAGGAGCUUAAGGCCACCGUGCACACGGCUCUGUGGGCCCAAAGCUCACAGCCCGGGGCCAGGACUGGAGUGGCAGAUGUGGGUCCUCUUCCCUGGCUGUACGGCCAGUGGGAAAGCAUGCACAAGGCUCAAGGAAAAGUGUUAAUUAUCUGGAGCCCCGAGGCAAAGACGACCUAUGAGAAAUGGAAGGCAAGAGAAAACGUGGAUAAGAGUGAGACAAAGAAAGAAAAAGGAUUAGAAGUGGAAGAGGAUUAUAAACUAAAUGGAAUAAGACUUGGAAAAGGCAAAAAGAAGGAGAGAGCUGCAUUCAAAGAAGAUUGUGUAAAAUUAUGUCAUGAUAAAGACUUUUACACACAGAGGGAACCCUGCUCGGUGAUAGCACCGGUGUUUGCAGGUGCUCUGGCCUGCCUGCAUGGGUCGCUGCAGCAUUGCAGAGGCCAAGGAGUUGCCAUUGUCUACUUUCAAGGCUUCGGCCACAGCAGAGACAUCCCAAAAGCCCUCAGAGACGUCCCUCGGUACUGCUUACCACAGGAUUUCAGGGGUUUGAUACAGGAGCUGGGAGGGAUGAAGAGAGGGACCAAAUCGAAGAGGCACUGUUGGCCCAGACUCAUGUCUAAAGUGCAGUCAAUAUGGCUCGCACGACAGCUGGCCCAAAGACUGCAAACACUGCUGCCGCGGACGCAAGGACAGAAAACGCAGAGUGUCACAUCAUCACAGAAAAAGAUGACAGAAAAGACAGAGCUGUCACUGGCUGCCGAUGAGGCGAGUCCAGAAACUGUCCAAGAACAAGAGCCUCUUCAGGGGUCACCUUGGACGGCAGAGAGGCUUUAAUCUCAAGUUCCGCACGUCUUACAGACUUUUGUUCUGCUGGAAACAUGAUAUGUACAUGAGAUACAGGAGCCGCCGUUCUGUUGUGAACACCUCAGAGCCUGUUACUCAGUAGCAAAUUUUCAUCACUUGACACUUACAUGCUGUUGAAAAAUGCCGUUGCUUAUCUUUUGCAUAUUGCAAAGAGGUAAAUGCUCCAUCCAUUUGCAUGUCCUGAACAAAUAUAUUGAGCCAAAGCAGUCCCAAGAUUUCAACUUGUACUGAGUCAUGCUUUACUUUGUGGUUUUUUAAGUCAUGUGUUAAAGUUUUUUUUACCUAUUUUAUCCUGUUAGACUUUAUAUACUUUACCAUUACAAUUCUGCUUCUGUUGCCUUUAGAAGGAUGUAUGUGGCCCUGUUUGUGUGCAGCCCUGUAGUUAUUAAUUAUAUUUUAGCAGAUGCUGGCUCCCUCAAGCACAGAGUAUAAAUCAGGCACCCCGUUCAUUAAGAAAACAUUAUUGAAAGGUAGGACAUGAAAAAUAUGUGUUUCCUCAAAGACUUAGCUUCCUGCAGAGAGAUAAAGAGAAAACCAUAUAUCAUUAUCUCAACUGCUUAACAGGAAGACGCAGCCAAUCACAGUUCAAACAGACACAACAACCAUUCUCAACUAAGGUCAAUUUAUAAUCACCAAUUCAUUUUACCCAGAAUCUGCACAUCUUUAGAGUGUCGGUAAACAUGCAAACACAGAAAGGCCCCAGGAGUUGAACUUGAAGUGAGGCGGGAGGGCUUCCCACCUCCAUGCCGCCCAGAGAAGAACAGUAUUAUUCAAAUAUUACCAACGGGAAAUAUCACGUAUGGACAUUACCUCAAAAGCAUUUAGAGCAAGAAAACCAUGACCAGAUUGGAUGCCAUCAUAGUUCAAUGGUAAACUUUCUGCAAAGCAACUUUAAACAGCACCUUGAAGAAAGAUUUGUUCAUCAUCAUUGAAUAUGAUUUUUUUUUUCAGUUUCAGUGAAAGGUUUUGAGCUAUUACCACUGUUGGCAUUAUACAUGUUUGUAUGGCAUCUGUAUUAAAAAAGCAAUCUCUGA
This is a messenger RNA of Paralichthys olivaceus (Japanese flounder), 3104 nucleotides long. NCBI's taxonomy places the organism in Eukaryota, Metazoa, Chordata, Actinopteri, Pleuronectiformes, Paralichthyidae. The record is from RefSeq and is a predicted model, not a curated record.